AUUGCGAAAUACAAACAUGUCCGGACAGUCGUUGUGAAAAGGUACAAAUAUUUCGUUGGAAAAUGUGUUCGAUUUUGGGUAGUUUAUCGCGAAAAGCCUUGCUGGGAACUAUCCCACUAAGAUGCACGAUUUUAGCGCAACGUCUCGCUAGUUCUGCCACUCCUGAUGAAUGCUCACAGCCGGCAGAAUUCUACGACAUAAUCAUCGCCGGUGGAGGAAUGGUCGGGACGACGCUGGCGUGUUCAUUGGGUAAAAAUCUUCGCCUCGCAGAUCGCCGCAUUCUGGUGCUGGAAGCCGCCAGCGGCUUCAAGCAGCCAUCGAUGGACACGUACAGCAACCGUGUGUCGGCCAUAAGCAAAGGAACCCAUCGGCUGAUGAAAACCGUUGGCGCAUGGCCGCAGAUCGAGGCGACCCGGGUCAAACCGGUACUGAAGAUGCAAGUGUGGGAUGCCUGUUCGGAUGCGUUGAUUACCUUCAACUACGACGAUAUGGCGGAGAAUAUUGCGUGGAUCGUCGAGAACGAUGUGCUGCUGGCCAGCGUCUAUCGCCAGCUGGAGCAGGUGAAGAAUGUGGAAAUUAGAUAUUCCUCAAAAAUUGAGGGCUGCAAAUUAAUUCGGGACGGUGUCGAUAUGAGCACAGUACAGCUGAGUAACGGGGAUCGAUUGAAGUGUGAACUGCUGGUCGGCGCCGAUGGAUACAACUCGCUGGUUCGACGCUCGAUGGGCGUCGACAACUUCACGCUCGCGUACAAUCAAAUGGGUGUGGUAGCUACCCUAAAACUAGCGGAAGGGAUAUCGAACAAUGUAACCGCCUGGCAGCGAUUUCUGCCUACGGGCCCUAUCGCACUGCUCCCAUUGAGCGAUGAUUUGAGCUCGAUGGUUUGGUCUACCAGUGUGAGCGAGGCGAAACGUCUGCUGCAGCUGGACGGAAUCUCCUUCGUGGCAGCGGUCAAUGAGGCAUUCAACAAACGCUAUCCUCGGAACAACCUUUUAGACGAUAUCAUGAAGAAUGUACAUUCGCUGGUAAGCUCAACCACUGGACAACGAUUGGAAUCGGCUCCGGUUGUGGAAGCGGUCAUCGAAAAAUCAAGAGCCGCUUUCCCACUGGGCUUAGGUCAUACCAGCACCUACGCUGGCCAAGGUGUGUGCUUGAUUGGCGACGCCGCUCACCGAGUGCACCCUCUGGCGGGUCAAGGUGUGAAUUUAGGUUUUGGUGACGUACAGUGCCUUACGGACAUCCUGGCAGAGUCAAAUUACGCUGGCCUGGGAGUGAACAAUCUGGCCCAACUACUCAAGUACGAACGCCAGCGAUUGAAACAUAACGUUCCUGUGCUGCUGACGACGCACGGUUUGCAGCGGCUGUACACUACCGACUUUCCACCGCUCGUUGGGUUGCGGAGUGUCGGGCUUACCAUCACAAAUGCCCUCCCACCAGUGAAGAAAUUCCUCAUGAAUUAUGCCAUGUCUUAAUUACGAGCGACACAACUCUCAAUAACAGCAACUCUCAAAAUAAUGUUCCCAGCGUGUGAAAAGAUGUGAAGAGAGAGAUAGAGAAAGAGGUAUUGGGUGGCGAAUCUGGAAGUACGAGCGGAAUUCGGGAUGAUUAAUUACUAGCGCCGAGACUGGAUGAUGCAGCCAUUGGAGGUGAGAAGGGUGACGAUUUAAUGCAGUGAAAUUCACACUUGUACAAAAAUAUGCGAUGCACCGAUGUGUUAUGUUGCCACUUGAAUAUUGAUAUUUGUUUUCCAAAA
Messenger RNA from Toxorhynchites rutilus septentrionalis, 1750 nucleotides. It is a transcript of the gene Coq6, whose product is annotated as ubiquinone biosynthesis monooxygenase COQ6, mitochondrial. The record is from RefSeq and is a predicted model, not a curated record. Gene Ontology annotation, molecular function: FAD binding; 2-octaprenyl-6-methoxyphenol hydroxylase activity; oxidoreductase activity, acting on paired donors, with incorporation or reduction of molecular oxygen, NAD(P)H as one donor, and incorporation of one atom of oxygen. Gene Ontology annotation, cellular component: mitochondrion. The transcript has 6 exons. NCBI's taxonomy places the organism in Eukaryota, Metazoa, Arthropoda, Insecta, Diptera, Culicidae. Gene Ontology annotation, biological process: ubiquinone biosynthetic process. The coding region runs from base 63 to 1469 and encodes 468 amino acids.